AUGUCGACGAACGCAAAACAGUCUGCCGGUAAGAACAUCAAGUAUCCAUGGUGGUACGGGGGUGCAGCGGGUAUCUUUGCUACCAUGGUGACGCAUCCUCUGGACUUGGCCAAAGUCAGACUGCAGGCGGCUCCCAUGCCCAAGCCCACACUUUUCAAGAUGUUGGAGAACAUCUUGGCGAAUGAAGGUGUGAUGGGGUUGUAUUCCGGUCUGAGCGCUGCUGUGUUGCGGCAAUGUACAUACACAACGGUGAGAUUUGGUGCUUACGACCUGUUGAAAGAGAAUGUAGUUCCACGCGACCAAUUGACUAAUAUGGCGUAUCUGUUACCUUGCUCUAUGUUCAGUGGUGCCAUCGGUGGUCUUGCAGGGAAUUUUGCAGAUGUUGUAAACAUUAGAAUGCAGAACGAUUCUGCUUUAGAAGCAGCUAAGAGAAGAAACUACAAAAACGCUCUCGAUGGUGUAUACAAGAUAUAUCGCUACGAGGGUGGAUUCAAGACCUUGUUUACUGGUUGGAAACCUAACAUGGUUAGGGGCAUACUGAUGACUGCAAGUCAGGUCGUUACAUAUGACGUGUUUAAGAACUACUUGGUCACAAAAUUAGACUUCGACGCAUCCAAGAACUAUACCCACUUGACCGCAUCGCUGUUGGCUGGGCUGGUGGCCACCACCGUUUGUUCUCCAGCAGACGUCAUGAAGACACGUAUCAUGAACGGCAGCGGAGACCAUCAACCGGCUUUGAAGAUCCUUGCCGACGCUGUCCGCAAAGAGGGUCCCUCUUUCAUGUUCCGUGGGUGGUUACCAAGUUUCACAAGACUGGGUCCAUUCACAAUGUUAAUUUUCUUUGCAAUCGAGCAAUUGAAAAAGCACAGAGUUGGCAUGCCAAAGGAGGACAAGUAG
Molecule: messenger RNA, 897 nt
Organism: Saccharomyces paradoxus
Lineage: Eukaryota; Fungi; Ascomycota; Saccharomycetes; Saccharomycetales; Saccharomycetaceae
Gene: DIC1
Product: Dic1p
Exons: 1
Coding region: 1-897 (298 amino acids)
Biological process (GO): succinate transmembrane transport; malate transmembrane transport; phosphate ion transmembrane transport
Molecular function (GO): sulfate transmembrane transporter activity; malate transmembrane transporter activity; succinate transmembrane transporter activity
Source: RefSeq, a predicted model, not a curated record